AUGCCGCCGGGUUUCAUGAUCCAGCGGCAUCCCGCAGAGGUCGUCCUGGCAGACCAACCUGCACCAUCAUCCCCAUCCACCUCCGACGACCCAUUCACCCCGAAUCACCCCCCACUACCUUCCAGCACAAGAAUCUCAGCCCCAACUCCCAACAAUCUACAAAUAAACCAACUCUUAAACCCGGAACACUCGAACCCCUCUACCAGCACCCCUUCUGGAGCCUCCCGGGACCUGCAGCCUGCCGAAACCCAGAUCCUCGGCCGCCGACAACGAGAGAGCUCCGAAGAGCCCGCAGAGGAAGGGAAUAUCAACGAGGGCGCAGGCGGUCCAGGAAGUGCGCGGCCGAGUAGCAGCGACCAUCGACCAAAGCGUACACGUCACGGAUCUAGGAUGAGGCCAGAGGGAGAGACGAGCAACUUCAACGGUACCUCGAGGCCACAGCCAAAUGGAUCGGGGCCCUCCUCUCUGCACAAAGCUGCCCUUUCAAACUCGGCAAAUGGAACUCGACGAUCUCCGUUAUCAAUGAACGGAUCGUUAAGUACGAACGGCCGUUCUAGUGGCAAGCAGAAGCCUACAUAUUUUGGUCAUGACCGGGAAGAGAUAACCAGAAUAUUGAUACAGUCGUUGACAGAUCUGGGCUAUAACUCUGCUGCUUCAAGCUUGAGUCAGGAGAGUGGCUACGAUUUGGAGAGCCCGACAGUUGCAAAGUUUCGAAAUGCCGUCUUGGAGGGGGCAUGGUCCCAAGCAGAAAACCUGCUGUGUGGCGGGGUGCUGGAGGAGGGGGGCGUGAGUAUUGACGGGGAUGGCCUGACUCUCCAGGAUGGUAUUGACCGGAACUUGAUGCGGUUCUGGCUACGGCAGCAAAAAUUCCUAGAGCUCUUGGAACGGAGGGACACUGGUAGGGCGUUGAUGGUACUUCGGGCAGAGAUCACACCCCUCUAUCAGGAUACUGGCAAACUUCACUUUCUUUCUAGUUUACUCAUGUGCCAAUCAACUGAAGACUUGAAAAACAAGGCAGCAUGGGAUGGUGCCGAAGGUAGCUCACGGCACCAGCUACUCUCCAAAUUGUCCAGAUUCAUGUCUCCCUCGGUCAUGUUACCAGAACAUCGAUUAGCCGUACUACUGCACCAGGUUAAAGAAAAUCAAAUAGGCGCCUGUCUCUAUCACAACACCUCCGCCUCUCCGUCUCUCUACCAAGAUCACAACUGUGACCGAAAUCAAUUCCCGCUACAUACCGUCAUGGAACUUGAUCAACACAGUGGGGAGGUAUGGCAAGUGAAGUUUUCGAACGACGGUGAACGAUUGGCGAGUUGUGGGAAAGAUGGGACUUGCAUCAUCUAUGCGGUAGGGACUUUCGACGUGAUCCAAUGUCUUGCGAAAUCCGAAUCUGGAAUUGCCUCGUUUGCAUGGAGUCCCGACGAUUCGAUGAUCGUCACGUGUAGUACUGACCAAACGGCGGUUCUGUGGGAUACCCACACCGGGCAAAUAUUAAAGCAGCUUCCUCGCUUUGGAGAGCCCGCAAGCAGCUGCGUCUGGGCUCCUGAUGGUCAGAGUUUCGUCACCGGGUGCUUGGAUAGAGAAAGAAACCUUUGCCAGUGGAGCUUGCACGGAGAACUUAUCUAUGACUGGGGUCAGCCGCAUCGAAUACAGGACCUUGCGGUCUCGCCCAACGGACACUACCUGGUUGCGAUGGACCACGAAACGCACAUCCACGUGUACAACUUCGUCACCCGCGAGCUCGAGUACGAGAUUGAUAUGAAAGCAAACAUGAGCUCAGUAAGCAUCAGUCAGAAUUCCCGGUAUCUGCUAGUCAAUAAAACCGACGGGGAGGCUCGCAUGAUUGCCCUGGAUACCCGAGAGACGUAUCGGUCGUUCAAAUCGGGUGCCAAGGGUGGGAAUUUCGUCAUCCGCGCAACGUAUGGAGGUGCAAACGAGAGUUUUGUAAUCUUUGGCAGCGAAGAGGGCAGCGUCUACAUCUACCACAAAGAGACCGGGCAACUAAUAGAGAAACUCGAAGGCCACGGCAAAGCAUCCUGCAACGCCGUCUCUUGGAACCCAGCAAACCCCUCAAUGUUCGCAACCGCUGGCGACGACGCUAAAGUGCGAAUAUGGGCCGACGUCGACCAGCUAGAACAUCGUCUCUUGGCCAACUCUGGCCGCCCUUCCAACGGCCGCAGUUCAUAA
Messenger RNA from Drepanopeziza brunnea f. sp. 'multigermtubi' MB_m1, 2184 nucleotides. The record is from RefSeq and is a predicted model, not a curated record. NCBI's taxonomy places the organism in Eukaryota, Fungi, Ascomycota, Leotiomycetes, Helotiales, Drepanopezizaceae.